UGUACCUAAAGCAUCGCUCCAUAUCAUCAAGAAAACUGAGGAGAAACAAGAAAGACACAUUUAACCACUCGACUAUUAAUUAACCUACCUCAAGUAAAUAUGAUUUGAAAGCACGAUUACCAGAAUAAAGCUGUCACUUCGUUGUUGUCGUCGCUGAUGUAAGGGUACCAAACGUACCAGGCAGCCGCUUUGAGUUUAGCGAUAGUUUUGCGCUCGAGCCCCGUCCAAAUCCUUGGUCCAGAUGGACACUAAGACCUCAUGGGCUGAAAGAAGGUGCGCUUGGUUUAGGUCAUCGGCGGACAGAGUCCACGGUUGAGAAGAUUUUAGGACACAUGCGCCUAGCCUGGGUGCCAGUCUAUUGUUCUCUUGCCAACUCCGAACGCAAGAAAUGGGAAUUAAGAAUAGCCGUUUUCAGCCCGCUGGUGUUUAAACUUUUUUUUUUAAACAUAGGCCCAAUUAAAAUAAUAAAAACAUACUUUCCUCCCUUGCGGUAAUAAUCACCCCACUGCUUUCACCAAUCAAACCAUAGAUCUGCGCAAUGAGUGAGGAUGCAUUUUGAGUAUAGAGAAACUGAGAAAGCCAGUUGGUACAGCCUCUAAAAGAAGAAUGUGAAAAGACUGGUUCUCAUGUGACCAUGUUUCUAUUCUGAAACGCAAACUCAAGUUUUAUUCGCAAGUGGGCACACCUGACGGUUUCACGCCUACUCCCAGACAAAAAUACAAAAACUAUUUCAAAUCGAGAAGAGCCACUGGUUGCACAUAUCACCGAAUCUCAUUUUGUUGAUGUAAAUCAGAGACUACAGAGGAAGACCCAGCAAACUAACAUUGUUCAGCAGCAGAGGUGGGACUGCCGUACUUCCUCUUUACCUUCUACCUCAGACCCUGCUUUGCCUAGCCAAGUGCGUCUGUCAUGGGGCUGCUUCUAUCCAAGAGGGACAUCAAGAGGACUCCCACGGUUGUUCUGAUGGGCCUGGGCUCAUCUGGGAAGUCCACCCUGCUCUUCAGGCUCAAGACAGGGUUGGUGAUGGAUACUUCCCCCACCGUGGGCUUCAACGUGGUGACCCUGGAUCUGAACAAGAAAACGGCCUUGACAGUGUGGGAUGUGGGCGGACAGGGGGAGAUGAGGGUCAACUGGAGGUACUACCUGGAGGGCUGUAAGGCUGUGGUGUUCGUGGUGGACAGUAGUGACCGGGCCAGUAUAGGGGAUGCUCAGAAGGCUCUGAAGAAUGUUCUGUCCGACAUCAACAUGAAGGGAAUACCUCUGAUGGUGCUGGCUAACAAGAAGGACCUCCCCAACACCAUGAACAUCAGAGAGGUGUCCAACCAGCUGGAGCUGCCCAGCUACAAAGACCGAGCCUGGCAGAUCCAGGCAUGCAGCGGCCUGAAGGGAAUGGGGCUCCAGCAAGCCUUCCUCUCUGUGGCCAAACUCAUCAAGAAGAGCUGAGAGGAGACACUUCAGUGGAGAUAUCACUGUGUGAGAGACACUUGACAAGUCGGAGAUACUGACCAUAUAGUGCACUACCUUAAAAUAGAACAAUAAAGUAACUCAGAAGUAGUGCACUAUAAAGGGAAUAGGGUGCCAUUUGAAAUGCAGAUUAUAACCAAACAAUGAUUGUGGAAGAGCCAGGAUUCUCAAUCCAAUUAUGAACUAAGCACAGGAUCCAUUAGGGCAUUUUGAUUGUGCAAUUAAAAUGCUUGAGAUUUAACACUUAACAUCACAGCAGUUAAAUGUGCCUGCUAAGGGAGACUGGAGAGUAUUGUUACACUUUGGAGAUGUGGGGAAAGAUAGCUAGGGAAACUAAUAUUUUUGUUUGCAGAUACAUCACUAUUUAUAUUAAUGAUAAACUAAUAAAACAUGUUAA
Molecule: messenger RNA, 1861 nt
Organism: Oncorhynchus gorbuscha (pink salmon)
Lineage: Eukaryota; Metazoa; Chordata; Actinopteri; Salmoniformes; Salmonidae
Gene: arl11
Product: ADP-ribosylation factor-like 11
Exons: 2
Coding region: 910-1443 (177 amino acids)
Biological process (GO): intracellular protein transport; vesicle-mediated transport
Cellular component (GO): cytoplasm
Molecular function (GO): GTP binding; GTPase activity
Source: RefSeq, a predicted model, not a curated record